This is a messenger RNA of Boleophthalmus pectinirostris (great blue-spotted mudskipper), 4848 nucleotides long. It is a transcript of the gene frmpd4, whose product is annotated as FERM and PDZ domain containing 4. The record is from RefSeq and is a predicted model, not a curated record. Gene Ontology annotation, cellular component: cytoskeleton. The coding region runs from base 1 to 4848 and encodes 1615 amino acids. NCBI's taxonomy places the organism in Eukaryota, Metazoa, Chordata, Actinopteri, Gobiiformes, Gobiidae. Gene Ontology annotation, molecular function: protein binding. The transcript has 17 exons.
AUGGAUGUUUUCAGCUUCGUUAAGAUGCCAAAGCUGCCUGGCCACAGGACAAAGUCGUCCGGCUGGCCGCCCCCUUCAGGGACGUGGAGUGCUUCGCAGGGACCCCCAAAUGGGUGGGACAUGGGCACCAAUAGAGAGGGCCGUGACUGCUACAUCAACCACGUGUCCCAGAGCAGCUCCCUGGAGGAGGUGCGUUUGGAGGGGGACAAGUUUGUGGCACCUGCGCCCCGUAAGGUGGAGAUGCGACGGGACCCAGUGCUUGGCUUUGGCUUCGUAGCAGGCAGCGAGAAACCUGUGGUGGUGCGUUCAGUCACACCAGGUGGUCCGUCAGAAGGAAAGCUGUUUCCAGGGGACGAGAUCAUCAUGAUCAACGAUGAGCCAGUCAGCUCAGCACCCAGGGAGAAGGUCAUCGACCUCGUCAGAAGCUGCAAGGAAUCCAUAAUGCUGACCGUGGUCCAGCCGUAUCCAUCCCCUAAAUCAGCGUUCAUCAGUGCAGCCAAGAAGGCCAAGUUAAAGUCUAAUCCAGUCAAAGUGCGCUUCGCAGAAGAGGUUAUCAUCAAUGGACAGAUCCCGGAAACUGUGAAGGACAACUCUCUUCUUUUUAUGCCAAAUGUUCUGAAGGUGUAUCUGGAGAAUGGGCAAACCAAAUCUUUUAAAUUUGACACCAACACAUCCAUUAAGGAUGUCAUCUUGACCCUGCAAGAAAAACUCUCCAUAAAAAGCAUUGAGCACUUCUCUCUUAUGCUGGAGCAAAGAGCAGAAGGAUCAGCAAGUAAACUCAUGCUCCUUCACGAGCAGGAGAUGUUAACUCAGGUGACGCAGAGGCCAGGGUCACACAAAAUGAAGUGCUUUUUCCGCAUCACGUUCGUCCCAAAGGACCCUGUAGAGCUGCUAAGACGAGAUGCUGUGGCGUUUGAGUACCUCUAUGUGCAGAGCUGUAAUGACGUGGUAUUGGAGAGAUUUGGGUCAGAGCUGAAAUACGACACUGCCCUUCGUCUGGCUGCACUGCAAAUGUACAUUCUAACCAUCAACACCAAGCAGUCCCAAAAAGUUUCUCUCAAGUACAUUGAGAAGGAGUGGGGUUUGGGAUUGUUUCUGCCUCCUGCUGUGCUUUCAAGCAUGAAAGAGAAAAACAUCAAAAAAGCUCUCACUCACAUUCUCAAAACCAACCAGAACUUGGUGCCUCCUGGUAAAAAGCUGACUGCUUUGCAAGCAAAGGUUCAUUAUCUCAAAUAUCUCAGUGACUUAAGACUGUAUGGUGGUCGGGUUUUUAAAUCGACGCUUGUCCAAGGUGAAAAGCACACAGAGGUGACUUUACUAGUGGGACCCAAGUAUGGAAUUAGUCAUGUGAUUAACACCAAGACAAAUCUGGUAGCACUGUUGGCAGAUUUCAGCCAUGUCAAUCGAAUCGAGAUGUACACAGAGGACGAGAAAAGAGUCCGAGUGGAGCUACACGUCUUGGAUGUAAAGCCCAUCACUCUCUUAAUGGAGUCUGUGGACGCAAUGAAUCUGGCCUGCUUGACUGCUGGCUACUACAGAUUACUGGUGGACUCUCGACGUUCCAUCUUCAACGUGGCCAAAAACACAGACACAAUGGAUAAAAAUAAUGCUGCAAGGCUAAAGCAGAACUUCCAGUCUAUAGAAUGUACCUACAGCACACCUCAUAAAGGAUGUGAAGACAGAAACAGCCAGAGGUACAGCCAAGAAUUCUCAGAGCAGGACUGUGAAUACCUCAACCACGCUCGGUGUGAAGGCCAGCCAGUCUACGUCACUGAGAUCCACCAGACUCAGCACACAAUGCACACAGUGGAAAGAGCAGAGUGCUGCCGAAUACCCUGCACCCAAACUUACCUCAAUGUCCCAAGGUCCAAAUCCCAAGAGACCUCCAGGAAUGCAAAAGUUUCAUUCAUUUUUGGUGACCCACCCUUGGACAGUGUGAAUCCUCAAAAUCUGGGUUAUCAGAGACUUAUGGAGGACAACCCAGAGAUCCUAGACAAUCAUAGCCACAUGUACAGGCGGCUUGAGGAGGACUAUAAGUUGAUGGAUGCCAUAGAAGACGGAGACGGAUAUCAAUAUGCCACAAAAAUCUUUGGUCAAAGUGAGUGCAUUGAGGAGCCACUGUUACAUGAUAUUUGCUACGCCGAGACCACGGACGACGCCGAGGAUGAGGACGACAUCAGCUGUGAGGAAGACUUAGUGAUGAGUGACAUAGACAAACCCAUGCUGCUCUCACUCUCAGGGUCCAGCGACGACAUCAUCGACCUGACCUCCCUCCCUCCCCCACCAGAGGGCAACAACGAGGAGGACAAUGACAUACUGCUUCAUUCACUUAACAUGGCCAUCGCAGCCCCUCCCCCGGGCUUCAGGGACAGCUCCGAUGAAGAGGAGCACCCAGGCCCCGGGAGAGGAGCGCCGAGCAGCGAUAUCCCAGUGUCCCUCAUAGACUCAGUGCCCACACAUGGAGCAGGGCCAGAGGGAGCACCGCUGGACCAUGCUGUGGUGUCUACUUUGCAGGCCCUAGAAGCCCUCGCUGCGUCUGAAGAACAGAGUCCUGCCCAGUCCGAGAACAGCACAGGUGUUGAAAUAUCACGAGCCUUUAGCCCAGAGUCGUCCGAUUCCGGUAAUGAAACAAACUCUUCUGAAAUGACGGAGAGCUCAGAGCAGGCGUCCGCUCACAGGCACCCGGAGAGCCACCUGAGGUUCCACACAGCGCAAGCAGAAGGAUACCAUGUUGCCCAUGACGACCAGACUGAGGCCCCAUCCGCCGGUGACUGUGGAGCAGGAGCCAGGCCAGAGACAGAGGAGGACAAAUCUGCUAAUGUUGCCUCAUCACAGAUUUUCCAUUCAGAUGGCGGUGAGAUGGAGCCAGAGACUAUGGAGAUUAAAUCCGUAAGUGAAUACUUUACUAAGAUGCAUAUGGGGCCAGUGAUGAGCAGGCAGAGAGGUAAACAGUGGGAGUCAGAGCCAAGAGACACCUGUGAAUCCCCUGAAGGUUCUUCCCAUCCACCAACCCAGGACUCCCCAAGAGAAGAUACCCCACAUUUAGUCGGCAAGUAUCAGGCUUUCACUGUGAGAGACUCGUAUUAUGUGAACCAGCUCGACCUGGGGCGAACCCACUUAAAAGACAAGCACCAAAAAUGGCAACGCGCACCUGGAAACAAAACAGCAGAAAAUCCAUCUCCAGAUUGUGGAAAUGACUCACAAACUUCCAGCACCUCCAGAGUGACAAUAAAAGGAGAUAAACAAGACUUGAUCGAACGAAAUCAGCAAUUAAAUAUCCACUCGCCAUCAAAAGGGCCAGUCCCCAGUGAAAGUCCCACCUCACAAGAGAAUGAGAAAACGUCUUCAGAGCAGGAGGUGGCCCGGUUGCAUGAUUUCUAUGUGAAUAAGCGCAUGUCUUCUUUACAAAGUGAGGGCAUCCAUUCACUCCAGAGUUCGCAGUGUUCUUCUAUAGAUGCCGGUUGUAGCACAGGGAGUAGCAGCUGUGUCACUCCCAUGGACUCACCUCUUUGCACAACAGAAAACGUGCACAUCAUGUCAGAGACUGCGGUGAAGGCUGUGGGCUACGGAGCAGGUGAAGAGAAGAGUUACCCAGGCCCGUUUAAGGCAGGGCAUCCCAUGGACCCCACACUGCUGAGGAGGAUCCAUGCAGCUACAAGCGCUGAGCCAGGAUUUUCUAUUACAAGGGAUGGAACUCACAGAAUGGCCAAGAUAAAAGAAACCACAGCUUGCACACAGCUGAAGAAGGUUGAAGUGGAGUCAUCUUUAGCUCUCUGUACUGAGACCACCACCACCACAGCCAUGUCACCAUCAUCAUUAACAAGUAGCACAGAGCACAUGGGGCUCACAGCGGGCAGCCCGGAGCCCGACCCGCACGCCACGGCCUUCCCCCCGAGCGGAUCAUGUACAUGUGCCCACAAAGCUGGAGGCCUCCGGAGGUCACACAAGGUCCGCCUACUCAGGAGGAGCUGGAGCAGUACAGUGCCAGGCGCCAAGAGCUUCGAAGCACUGUUUGAGAAGACCAAAGCUACACUGACAGGAAGGAGUGGUGGUCAGUCUGAAGACCCGCUGAAGUCCGGCAGGACAUUACCCAAGAGCUGUUCCCAGGGCUCAGUCUCUUUGAAUUCUUCAGGUAGCAGGCUUUUGAGAGGAGCUUCAUCUCUGCUGCCACAGAUGGACAUGAGCACACUGAGGUGCCAUGGACCACUUAGUCACUGCUUUUUGUGGAGAAAGGAGCACAGUCAAGAUGAAGAAGACCCGACGAUUGGGCAGGAAGACACAAAUGCUGUUCUGAAUGACAUGAGCCUCAAAGCAAGGUUGGCCUGUGUAAAUGCAAUGAAGGGAAAAACAUACAGUCUUCACACAGGGUUUGCACUGGCACGGAAGGAUGCCUUAGAUAUGAUUGCUUUGCUACGUGCCAGUGUAGGCCACUCAGGUGAACGAGCAGAGGGCCCAGGGGCGAGUGAGGCGGACACAGAGACGCUCUCCCAGCUGCUCCUAAUGCAGGUCAAAGUGCUGAGCAGCGCCUGCAGUCGGAUGGUCGAUGAGUACGGAAGCCCGGAGGAGCUGCUACUCACCCUGACCCACAGCUUCCAUACCCUGUGCUGUGUGGCUCAGGCCUGUAUGUCUCUGGCGGACAGUUUGAGCAGUGAGACCAGCCGUGCUCAGUUGGUGGUCCAAGUGGACGAGGUGGUCAUGAACUACGUGAGUCUGCUGAAAGCUGCAGAGGCGGCUUCAGGACGAUCCCCGAGUGACCAAAGUGUGGACGCAUUGACACACCACUCUGCCACCAUGUCCGCUGUUAUCAACGCACUAACGCACUCACUGACCACACAACUCGACAAAUAA